UCCGCUUCCGCCUUCGUGUUGGAGGUGGGACGGAGGCCGCGGCGGGUCAGUCGGGGGUCGGAGCUCUCCGCUGGCAGCAUGGAGGCGCUGUACCGGGUGCCGUUCGCGGUGCUCGAGUGCCCCAACGUCAAGCUGAAGCGGCCGAGCUGGGUGCAUAUGCCCUCGGCCAUGACCGUGUAUGCCCUGGUAGUGGUAUCCUACUUCCUCAUCACCGGAGGAAUAAUCUACGAUGUAAUUGUAGAACCUCCGAGUGUUGGAUCUAUGACAGAUGAACAUGGGCAUCAGAGACCAGUGGCCUUCUUGGCAUAUAGAGUAAAUGGACAGUACAUUAUGGAAGGGCUUGCAUCCAGCUUUCUCUUCACAAUGGGUGGUUUAGGAUUCAUAAUUCUGGACCGAUCCAAUGCACCAAAUAUCCCCAAACUCAAUAGAUUUCUGUUGCUUUUUAUUGGAUUUGUCAGUGUGCUACUGAGCUUCUUCAUGGCCAGAGUAUUCAUGCGGAUGAAACUGCCGGGCUACUUGAUGGGUUAGAGCCUUGUGAUUUAUAUAGAAGCACAAGCUGGAUUUGCUCCUCUUCCUGAUGAGUUAAAAACAAUCAAGCAACAAAUUCCACAGUCCCCUCCUCAACCAGGAAAAAGUUCCACCUAAGAGAGCCAUCUCCAAAAAGAAUGCUUUCAAGUGUCUCCUUUUACAAAUCUUCACCUCCUAUUGCUAGUUUAGUUUGUUUUUUUAAACAGCAUUUUAUUAUCUGCCUUUUAUAAAUGGAAACGUUUCCUCUAGCUCUAGGUAUGAAUUUUUGUUUCUUGCAACACUUCAAUAUAAACAGAAAACUGGCAUUUUCCCCCCUUGCCUGUAAUAACCCUUAAACGUGACUGCAGUAUUUAGCUACAGUUUUACAAUUUGUUGUAAGAUUUGCAGCACUAUGGUCUGUCCUUUCUUGGUGGGAGGAUUCUGUGUAAAUCAGGGAAACUAGAAUCUGCCCCAUUUCAAGUUUUUACUAGAACGAUAUCUUUUGAUACUUCGCUAUCAGAACAGUGUGCCUAGUGGAAACUGUUUCUGAGGCACCUAUUGCCUUGAUAUUCAUGGCACUACCCUAAUUCCAGAUGUUCACUGGAAAGGAGGCAACAUUGUGUAACUGCAUCUUUGGAAAAAUGUAUGAAAAGAGCCAGAUUAAACAUUUUUUUUUUUCUACCAAACUACUUGCUUCCUGCAGUGUUUUAAAGAUUUUCUUAGAUUUUACACAGGAUUUAGUCCAGGUCUUAACUCCCCCAGUCUAGAAAUUAAGUAAUGAAUUGCUGUAUAAUCUUUGUUCCCUGUUUGUUUCUAUUAGUGUGGGGACCAAAUUUGUAGUCUCACAAGAAGGUGCAGUUCUUUACAAAUGCUGUAUCUAAAAACUAAGUUUUUUACCAAUAAUGAAUUGAACUCUUACAUCUACUUUGCAGCUUCCUUGCAGGUCAUGUGCAUGCCAUGCAAGCUCCCCGGCACAUACCUCAUGGGCACCUGACGUGUCAUGUGAGCCCCUACUGGGUGAACUUGCUGCACCAUGGACUCAUCCUAUGUGGAUGACCCUACCCCAACUCACCCCACUGCUACAUGCCACUGUCACUGUCCCACUGCACUGCCCCAGUGGGGUCCUGGAUCCCUCAGCCCCACAGGCAGCAUCACUGCCCUGCCCCCAUGGGUGGAGAUGGGCAGUAGGUGAUAGAGGAAGGAGGGGCAGCCCAGGAAUUCUGGUGGCGGCAGCAGCAACAAAAAGUAAAGUGGGGAGCAGUGCCUGGACCAGGAACUUGGGGGCCUCGCUUCAACCGCAGGGAGUCCACAUGUGGACAGCCGUAGUGUAAAUAAUUUGUCCAUAGUAAUGUGAUUUUAGUUUUUAAACCUUCUCCCCCCACCUCCCACAUACACCCAAUUAUAUCUUCUUCUUAAAUUCAGAAUUACUGGGUUCCUGUAUGUUUUUUCACAGGCUAGAUAUUCUAGUUGUUCCUAUCUUGAUGUGAAAUACUUUCUCAGAGGUUCUAUCUUUGGGUAUAGACACUGGUACAUCUGGAGCCAUUUCAAAAGGAGGAAUAGCUCUUAUGUUCUAGUUGUUAUAACUUUUGAAAUGAUUACAAAUAUACAUAUGCCCACAAUCUUAUAUGGAUUUAACAAAAUCUGUGUUAAAUGGAUUAAAAACUGACCUAUGGACAUCUGAAAA
Messenger RNA from Alligator sinensis (Chinese alligator), 2191 nucleotides. It is a transcript of the gene OSTC, whose product is annotated as oligosaccharyltransferase complex non-catalytic subunit. The coding region runs from base 79 to 528 and encodes 149 amino acids. The transcript has 4 exons. Gene Ontology annotation, cellular component: oligosaccharyltransferase complex. Lineage: Eukaryota; Metazoa; Chordata; Crocodylia; Alligatoridae. The record is from RefSeq and is a predicted model, not a curated record.